AUGGGUAAAAUAGUUUUUAAUGAAGAUGAAGAAAUUGUCGUUCCAGAACCAGUUGCAAAGAAGCCAGAACAGAUAGAGGAACAGAUCUCUGAUGAUGAUGAAGCUCCUGAAGCCAUUUCGACAUCAACAGCAAAACAAACCUCAUUAUUUAAAGCCAAUCUAGAAAAAGAAGCAGCAGCCAAAUUAGCAGCUAAAGAAAAAGAAAAACGCAGAAAGAGAGAUCAACUUUUAAAAGAACAAAGCAAACAGAAAAAGAAGGUAGAAAAGAAAGAAGAAGAAGAAGAAGAAGAGAGUGAAGAAGAAAAUGAACCAGAACUGCUUCCAGAAGACUUGCUCGCACAAGCUAUUGCUGAAGAAAAAGAAGAAUCCAAAAAACGUAAUCAUAUUACAGCGGAAGAUUUUGAACGUAUGAUCGCUGAAGAAGAGGAAAGAGAGAGAGCAAAAAAGAGAAGAACGGUUGCGAGACGAGUGGGUGAAUAUACAGUCAAGGUGCUCAAUCAGCGUCCAAAGGCCGAAAAGAAAAAUAAGAACUUGAUUAAUCUUAAGAAAACAAAACUUCAUAGAAAGGCUGUACCAAGAAAAGACGCGGUCCAGAAUAUUAGUAGUGGCAGAGAUGGUGCUGCUUUAGUGUUUCGUCGUAAAUAA
Messenger RNA from Rhizopus microsporus ATCC 52813, 645 nucleotides. RefSeq lists its product as uncharacterized. The coding region runs from base 1 to 645 and encodes 214 amino acids. The transcript is spliced from 2 exons. The record is from RefSeq and is a predicted model, not a curated record. Lineage: Eukaryota; Fungi; Mucoromycota; Mucoromycetes; Mucorales; Rhizopodaceae.